AUCUCAUCACAUCUCAAACCCAAGUUCUCUCUAGAUGACUGAAUGGGAGGUCUUUUCUUAGAGCUUUGCCGUUGCCUGCCACAACCCCUCGCGCUGCAGUAAGCUCCCAAGAGCGUAUCCAUGUCAUCCACGCAGAGGUCAGGCAGGACUGCUCCCAGUCUCGUACGAGCUCUUUGCGACUACGAUCCUGUCCACCCCCCAGCUUCUGGCCGUAACCUCCUCUCCCAAGCUCCGCCCGUCUUUCCUGAUUACUAUACUGGGCCACCGGAGUACAUCUCUCCUGCCGCAUGCCCUCAUAACUAUGUGAUCAAGUCGAAGCAAACCCUUGUGCCAGAGCCGGAGAGGAGGAGUAGCGCCAACCCUCCCAAAGUAUCUGCUAUAUGCCGCAAGUGCCGAUACCAUCUGCAACUCGUCGUGCACUCCACGCCUACAAUCGGCCAACAUAGCCAAAAUUCGCCAAACCAUUUGCAUCACCUGGUAUAUAAGUCGACGGGGCAAGAUGUGACACCGAAGGGACAGACUGUAGAGACGUAUGAGUUCGAAUGCUCCUACCUCACGUGUCCUACCGUGGUGUCGGUUCGACUGGUCUCCCCUGUACUCUCGCAAGGAUUGGUACAGCUAUUGACGGAUCCUCAGCUCAUUCAGCAGCGAGCAGAGGAGGCCUUUGCGGCAGAACCAGAACGUCUAGAAGGCCUCGGCGUGCCACAGCCGAUCACUAUUCUCGAGACCCUCGGCGCAUACCUUAAUAAUUCUUUGAAUGCAGCUGACAAGGGCAAAUCUAUCUCGGCCAACAACAAGAGAUUUAUAACUUCCUUUGGUCUCGAUGGUGUGCCUUGCAAAGAUUUGCUGGAAUUCCUGGGAUUCACUGUCAAGAAUGAAGGAUUCUGGGAACCCCCGCGGACCAGUCCAUGGACGGAACAUCCAUACCGGGACCAGCUCAAGAUUUUCCUCGACGAUGUCUUGCACGAGCUCACCGCACUGAUAGAGCAGCGACCUGUGAUGGAAAGAAAGGGUCAUCAGGUGGAGAACCAAAGCGAUCCAGCCAUAUUUGACUUGCUUCGUGCAUUGGAUGCGGCUGACUACCCUAAUGCAAGCCGGUCGAAAGGAUUCCAACUUGCUCCUGCACCUUAUUAUGAGGAUCUGGGCACUGUUGACGAUAUGUCAUCCGCUACAAUCAUUGAAGCUUUCCACCGGCAGGUUGCAGUCGACCCCGCACGGUCGCCUUUAUACCUGAAAUGCCUCAAAGAGAUCGGACAGCUAAGGGGCGGUGACGAUGCCGCUGUAAUCGAACAAGCGGUCAUUAAAGCAUACGCCGAAGGCCGAUUCACCGAGGACGAUGUUGCCGAUGCUUAUGAAUACUUCGGUUUGGCUCAUGACAACCCUCGGCUCACGGAAGAUAGUAUCAUUGGGACGUUCAACGCGUACCUGAGCUCCACAACCUCGGCCCAGGAAGCAGAGUCUCGCAGACAGAUGCGCAUAAUAGGCGAGAGCAGACGUAGUGACCGCAUCAAAUCCGUGGCGGAUGAUAGCGUAUCGACUGUGGAACAGGCCCAGGACUAUUUAGGUGUCACCAGUGAAACUGCCGACGACUUCAUAAUCUCCUUGUUCACUGCCAAGGUUGAGGAUGCUCCGUCAAACAGAGAUCUUGCGCGGCGAGCUCUUGAGCUUAUUGCCGAGGCGCGGAAGUCCGAUGCUUUGAAGCACUUUCUCAAGACUGGUGAGAUGACGGCCAGUGAGAUGGAUAUUGGGGAUGCGUAUCGUCUCUUGCGCAUUGACAAUCGCACUGUCGACGAUGAUUUGAUCGAGGCGGCGUAUACGUGCUGUGUGGUAGAAGACCCCAGCAAGGUGGAAAUGUACAACCAGGCCUUGCAGAUCAUUGGGAAGCAUAAAAACAGCAGCUUUCUGUCGAACAAGGCCACUGGAAUGGGCACUGGCUCGGACCGUAACUUGUCAGAGUGGCCGGUCGGGCUGCAGAACAUUGGCAACACCUGCUACCUGAACAGCUUGUUGCAGUUCUACUUCUCUGUUCGUGGGUAUCGCGACUUGAUCCUGCACUUCGAGGAUUUCAGCAUGGACCUAAGCGAUGAGAACCUGAGCCGAAAGAAAGUAGGAUCCCGCAAAGUUUCACGGAAGGAGGUCGAGCGCUCUCAGCAAUUCGUGAAAGAGUUGCGGACCUUGUUUUCGGAAAUGAUCACGUCUCCGUUUCCUUACGUCACACCAAGUCAAGAGCUCGCGCGGUUGACUCUCAUUGGAACAUCAAAUGAAGAAGCCAUUCGUCGCCGCUCUACUAUUUCGACUUACAGGCCCGCAGCAGCCCUGGGCGAACUCGAGGGAAUGCCCAUUUUGGGCCCUCUUGGACCUCCGCAGCCCACGCAGGAAGAACAGUCCUCUAACGCAGCCGCCACUGAUGUCCCACCUGAACAAACGACUGCGAAAGAGACGCAGCAACCUCAUAAUGACGACAAGGAAAAUGAACCUCCUGUUGACACCACGAUGGAGGACGGACAGAAAGUGACCCCGGAGCCCUCGAGCGGUCUUGUUCCUGCAGAGCAACCCGUGAUUGCUAGCCAACCACCACCAGUACCCCCGCGACCUACCCCGGUCAUCGAUCCCCAGAGACUACUACAAGAAGAAUUGGAGAUUGGGGCCCAGCAGGAUGUGACGGAAGUGAUCAAUAAUGUGCUGUUCCAGAGCCAAUGCGCGAUUCGACCUGUUGCACACUCUUCCGAUGGCGAACAGAUUGACCAAGUGAAGGACUUGUUCUACGGCAAAACUAUAUAUUAUCUCAAGUCCGAGCAGGGCGUUCGUCCGAUGGAAGAAUGGUGGUGCGACAUCAAAGUCGAUGUGGCAUCAGGUCCACGCAACAUCUAUGCAGCGCUUGACGGAGCGUUCGAUGUGCAGAAAGUCAAUGUUGACAAUACCAUCGCCGAGCGAUUUGGUACUAUUAGCAAGCUACCCCCAGUGCUCCAAAUCCAGGUCCAGCGCGUCCAGUUUGACCCCCAAACGAAACGCUCCUUCAAGUCAACCCAUCAUCUCGGAUUGGAGGAAACCAUAUACCUGGACCGUUACAUGGAUACUAAGUCGCCUGAAAUCAUGGCAAAACGGCAGCAGAGUUGGGAAUGGAAAGCCGCACUGAAGGGUCUCGAAGCUCGGCAGUCAGAUUUGUCACACGGUACCGAAGAUAGCAAGGUCGAUGUAGCGGGGUUGCUCGACGAAGCCAGCAGGAUUCUUUCCGAUCUCGAGAGUAUUGCAGAAGAGACAAAUUUCGUCGAGGAUGCGGGGCCGUCGGCCAAUGUAGAGGCUAUGAAUCCCGCAGAUCGUCUCGAGGACGCAGACUCCGCCGACCACUUGUUUGAUGUGGAUACCAGAAAGCUUUGCGCGGAGGUCGAUCGGCUCUCUCAACUAGCCCGUGCUGAGUUGACGCAUGUCCAGGACGAGAUCAAGAAGACUCGAGCCCUGAUAGCCGACCAGUUUAUUGAAAACAAAGAUGAGGCAUACAGGUUGUACGCCGUGUUCAUUCAUCAGGGCUCUGUUGAGUUCGGCCAUUACUACAUCUACAUCUUCGACUUUGAUCGCGAUGUGUGGCGCAAGUACAAUGACCAGGAGGUGAGCGAGGUGCAUAAUGUGGAUGAAAUUUUUCGAGACCAGGGCCAGUCCAACCCUCCCACGCCGUACUUCCUCGUCUAUGUCAACGACCGGAUGAAGCAUGAUCUGGUCAAUCCCGUGCGCAGGGAAUUACUCGAGAUGGCGCCGGAGAAUGGCUUUACUGCCAUGGGAGAAGUCACGAAUAAGGUCCCAUCGACCGAAGAUGUGGAUAUGAACCCGCCGUCAUAUGAUACGAUUUGGGCCGACCAAAGCAUAUCAGGUACGGGCGCCGACCACCCCAUGAAGGAGGAGAAGGAUUCCAUCGAAGCAGGUUACAGCACUCAUCCUGACUUACGUGACGUGGCGUGGUAGACUCCGGGGAUCCAGCGCCAGGGCGACAAUCCACGCCUAAUCCCUUGAAGCGCAAGGGUUUAGAUGAUACGAUGAGCGGAAGGGUUGAAGGGCGUUUUGAGUAACGCGAAGGACACAGCUUGUCAAUAUGGAUUGCAUUGUGUUUUUUUCCCUUCGUGGGGCAAAGUGAGGAACCGUCUUGCCAGAGCUAGACAGUUUGAUUUUAUCAGUGGGUGGAUGGGUGCUUCCGUCUGCUGCAAUGUUUGUUAUUCUGCGUGGCACUUUCGAUGACAUAGUGAAAUGCUGCCAUGCAGAGGGUGAUUGUUUGUGUUCAGUACGAUAUUCUUUGCACAUGCAUCUGGUGGAUUAUUAUGUAUGCUUUACUGUAAAUAGUUAGUGCGGUUCAGCGUCACGACUGGUUGAUGAUGGGGACGAUGUAUACACCCAACACACAUGGAC
Molecule: messenger RNA, 4395 nt
Organism: Aspergillus aculeatinus CBS 121060
Lineage: Eukaryota; Fungi; Ascomycota; Eurotiomycetes; Eurotiales; Aspergillaceae
Product: ubiquitin-specific protease UBP2
Exons: 11
Coding region: 121-3957 (1278 amino acids)
Biological process (GO): proteasome-mediated ubiquitin-dependent protein catabolic process; protein deubiquitination; regulation of proteasomal protein catabolic process
Molecular function (GO): proteasome binding; cysteine-type deubiquitinase activity
Source: RefSeq, a predicted model, not a curated record